AAUUGAAAAAUGGCAUCCCCCAAUCUGGUUCUUAUUAUUUAGGACGAUGGAUAUCCUCCCUCACCGACACCGUCUGGUUUCCUUCCCGCGCAACCCCACUCCGGCAGCUUCCCCUCCUCCAGCUACUUCCCUCCCAUCGCUGAUUUUCUUUGUCACGAGAUAAAGCUAAAAUCUUCAAGUGUACUGGAGAUGGAUUCUUCGUCGACGGUGCUUUUCAACCAGCUCAAGUCAUCGGAACCAUUUUUCUUAAUGGCGGGACCCAAUGUGAUUGAAUCCGAGGAACAUGUAAUGCGGAUGGCCAACCACAUUAAGGCUAUCACUUCCAAACUUGGGCUGCAGCUGGUUUUCAAAUCAAGCUUUGACAAAGCCAAUCGGACAUCUUCCAAAUCAUUUCGUGGUCCUGGCCUCGUUGAAGGCUUGAAGAUCCUUGAGAAGGUAAAGGUAGCGUAUGACAUCCCGAUAGUGACAGAUGUGCAUGAAUCCAUCCAGUGUGAGGCAGUUGGUAGGGUUGCAGAUAUUAUUCAGAUCCCAGCCUUCUUAUGCCGACAGACAGAUCUCCUAGUUGCAGCUGCCAAGACUGGAAAAAUUGUCAACAUAAAGAAAGGCCAAUUUUGUGCUCCUUCUGUCAUGGCAAAUUCUGCUGAAAAGAUUAGAUUGGCGGGAAAUGAAAAUGUUAUGGUCUGUGAGAGAGGAACUAUGUUUGGCUAUAAUGAUUUGAUUGUCGAUCCACGCAACUUUGAGUGGAUGAGGGAGGCUAAUUGUCCUGUUGUGGCUGAUGUCACCCAUUCUUUGCAACAGCCUGCCGGGAGAAAGCUGGAGGGUGGUGGUGUCGCCAGUGGGGGUCUUCGUGAACUGAUACCAUGCAUCUCAAGGACGGCAGUUGCUGUUGGAGUUGAUGGAAUUUUCAUGGAGGUACAUGAUGAUCCUCUAAGCGCUCCAGUUGAUGGUCCAACCCAAUGGCCUCUGCGCCAUUUGGAGGAACUGCUAGAAGAGCUCAUAGCAAUCGCUAGUGUUAGCAAGGGGAAGCAAAGUUUCAAAAUUGAUCUCACUCCAUUCCGUGAUUAACUUGACUUUGAGGCUUCUCUCAAGGGCAAUGCGGGAAAAAGAAGAGAAAGGAGUGGAUCAUAUUGUGUCUUGUUGAUCAAGCUUAGACUCUGUGAGGUGCCAACAAUCCAAUCAAAUACCUUGUGGAAUGCAGCUUUUUAUGGACUUGGUGUGUCUCCUUUUACCUGCCAUUCUCAAGAAACUCUUCGCUGAAGGUGUUUGAAACGAAUCAUUCUUUGGUUGUAUAGAUAAAUUGUUUUGUAUGUCAAAAACAUUAAGAUUUUCUCGAAACAUUUGUAUAAUUUGUUUUAAAUGUUAGCGUCUCCAGUCUUUAAGGUUCUGUUUUAAAUAGGUUACCAAAGCGGAAGUAGUAUAACUCUGACUCAGAGGAUCUCUAGCGUAUGCUUUACCUUCUUUUCUUUUUGAAAUGGGGGUGGGGGCUUAUGUGUCCCUUGGGGCACCUCAGCUACCAGCUCGCUUUGCAUGAUCUUUUUUCAGUUGUAUUGGAUAUCAGUGAGACUUUGUAUUCAGAAUACUCUCUCUCUC
Molecule: messenger RNA, 1590 nt
Organism: Rhododendron vialii
Lineage: Eukaryota; Viridiplantae; Streptophyta; Magnoliopsida; Ericales; Ericaceae
Product: 2-dehydro-3-deoxyphosphooctonate aldolase 1
Exons: 14
Coding region: 190-1065 (291 amino acids)
Biological process (GO): monosaccharide biosynthetic process
Cellular component (GO): cytoplasm; cytosol
Molecular function (GO): 3-deoxy-8-phosphooctulonate synthase activity
Source: RefSeq, a predicted model, not a curated record